Molecule: messenger RNA, 1341 nt
Organism: Dictyostelium purpureum
Lineage: Eukaryota; Evosea; Eumycetozoa; Dictyosteliales; Dictyosteliaceae
Exons: 4
Coding region: 1-1341 (446 amino acids)
Source: RefSeq, a predicted model, not a curated record
AUGGCAGAGAAAACAAAAUUGAAACCUGGGGAUAUUGUUUCAAAAAAGCUUCAAUCAAUUAUAGAACCAAUUUCAUAUGAUCAUAUAUCAGACGAUUCUGUUUGGGAGGACUAUUCAAUUUUAGAAGAUAUUGAAGAGAUUUCGAAAUUAUUAAUUAGCAAUACCCAAUUAAAGCUUCAAGAACUUUUACCAAACUUUAUUUAUUUACUCCGUGACAGAAUGAUCCAUAAACCAACUGAUAUUCAAUAUAUUUUACCAUUGGUAUUCAAAGUAUUAGAAAUUGCAAAUCCAAAUGAAAUUGAUGGUGACGAUGAAAUUAAGAAAUACCUGACACCAUUCCAAUUUAAAACCAUAUUAUCACUUCUUUCAAGUUUAGUUUUAAUUGACCCAAGUACCACUAGUAAUAAUGAUAUCGUUAUUCACAACACAAACAACCACAAAAAUAUACCACAAUCUUCAAUUACAUGUCUUUCGAAAUACAUUUACCAACUAUUACCAUAUCUUGUAGAUAGAAUUGCUUUUUGGAACUCUAUACCAAAUGACCAAUUUCAACAAAUUAGCACCUCAAAACUAGAAUUUGAGUCUAUUUCAAAUUUAAUUUAUUUUUAUUCAGAGAAUCCAUUAAAAAAUAUAGAUAGCGGUAAUUGGGGCACAACCAUUAUUCAUAAAGGUAUUUUAUCUCAAUUUAUCGCGAUAAUAGUUUAUAAAUUGAUGAUAUCAUUCAAUAGUGGCGUAGAUAUUUUAUUAGAUAAAUUAUGCAAACUUUGUUGUAAAUCAAAUCUAUUAACACAGUUUAUUCAGAAAGUUCCAGAAUUUAUGAAUUUAGUUUUAUCGAACCAAGAAUUCAUUCAAAUCUUUCCCCAAUAUCAUUUAGUUUGGAUAUUUAUUUUCAAAUGUUGUUACCCACUAGAGAUUAAAAAUACACAAACUCAGCCAACAAUAAAGAGAAAUAAUUUGGAUGAAACAACCACAAUAAUUGCUCAAGAUAUUGAUGAUAAUAUAAAAUCUUUUGUUGAAAAACUAGAAAAUGAAUAUCAAUCUAUGUCAUUCAGCGAAAAUGAAAAUAAAAAAUUGGAACAACUAGAUGUAAUAUUAAAUAUUUUGUUAGAAGCAAAAACCAAAAUAUCAAAUAGACAAUUAUCAGAAAAACUAUUCACAAACGAAAAUAUUCAAUCAAUGUUCAAUAAAUUUGAAAAACAAAUUGUUUUAAUAAAAAUUAAUCAACACAGAGAAUCACAGCAACAACCACAAGAAAAAGAGAAAAAAACAAAAGCUCAAAAGAAAUCAUUAGAAAACACACUUAUUAAACUUAAAGAUACAUAUCUCAACGUCAAAAUUUAA